AUGGGUAGCGUAAGAUGCUUCGCAAUCGUGUUCAUACCGUUGUGCCUUUUGCUGAUGGUGGCUUCAAGUUUGGCACAAAACUGUGGUGAACGAAAGGUUGUACAGUUCCUUAUUGUUAAUGGUACUGAAGCAAAGGACGGCCAUUGGCCAUGGCAUGUGGCAAUAUUUCACAACAAUGCUCGUACAUUCGUUUAUGCGUGUGGAGGAACAAUUGUUGACCAGAAUACAGUUCUAACGGCGGCUCACUGUUUGAUGACGUCGAAUGGGAUCAUUGCAAGAGAGCGCCUCGUAGUGCAAGUUGGCCGAAAUCGACUACGCGUUGCUAGCAACCGUGCACAAGAACACGAAGCUUUCGAGUUGAUCGUACAUCCGGAAUACAACGUCAACCGUAUUCAACACGAUAUCGCUCUGAUAAAGCUCGCUACCGACAUCACCUACACCGACUACAUCCAACCUAUUUGCUUGUGGAAUCGAGGUGAUAAUCAGAAUGCAAUCGUUGACACCUGGGGUACGGUGGUCGGAUUUGGUAUCGAUGAGACCGAUGAAGUUUCUGACACACUACGUGAAGCUACAAUUCCCGUCGUUAGUCAUAUCACUUGUAUCGAAAGCAAUCGGAAAGCGUUUGGUUCACUGCUAACCUCGAACAUGUUCUGCGCUGGCAAUCGUGAUGGGGUCAGUGCCUGUAACGGCGACAGCGGAGGAGGUUUAUUCUUCAACUACAACGAUGUUUGGUUCGUUCGUGGAGUGGUGUCUUUUACGAAACCUCGUCAAAAUACGCUUUUUUGUGACACGAAGGAAUACACCGUGUUUACGGAUGUGGCAAAGUAUUUGAGUUGGAUCAAGCAACAUAUGCGAGGAACGGCUGGCCAAUCGGUUGUGAUAGAGACUGAUAACAAUCGUAAAAUUGGGUUGCUACCGAUGUCCACCUGUGGUGCCAAUCCGUAUGCCAGCAGGGAAGAAUCAUCUAAGCCGGUUUUGCUCGGAUAUCCUUGGGUGGGUCUGCUGGAGUAUACUGAGACUGGAUCAAGCGAAAAGAGAACGAGCUGUCAAGCGACAUUGAUUAGCGAUCUCUACCUAAUCACUGGCGCGCACUGCGUUAGUGGCAUACCUACGCGAUAUGGCGUAUCGUCAGUACGGCUGGGAGAGUACAACAGAAACACGUUGACGGAUUGUGCAUCGGUUGAUGGACAAAUGGUAUGUGCACCUCCGGUGCAAACAUUACGCAUUGAGUCGGUGAUUACGCAUCCGGACUACAACAAACCACGUUACGCGAACGAUAUUGCGCUUAUUCGACUGCGCGACCGAGCGGACACUAGUCGGAACAAUGUGAAACCAAUCUGUCUUCCCGUGACGAAUGAACUGCGUAGCCAAAAAUCAACCCAUUACACGCUGACUACCUGGGGUUUUGGAUCUAGUGGUACUGUGCUGGAAAGGUCACUCCGCGAGACUGUUGAUUCCGUCGAUUGCCAGAAGCUGUAUACCGAUCAGUCGAUCUCGCUGGAGAAAACGUCACGUCAGAUAUGUAUCAAACAGCAACAUGGCACGGAGUGCAAGUUACCAUUGUCAGCAGCUCCUCUACAGCUGGUGCAACAAGUACGAGGGAAAAAUAGCUAUGUGUUGUAUGGAGUGUUAUCGUUCGGACCAGUGAGGUGCGGCGAACCUUACCCGGACGUUUACACCAACGUGGCCAGCUACGUGGAUUGGAUUCUGGAAAGCAUAAAAUAA
Anopheles marshallii is the source of this 1725-nucleotide messenger RNA. Its product is annotated as serine protease easter-like. The transcript is spliced from 3 exons. Lineage: Eukaryota; Metazoa; Arthropoda; Insecta; Diptera; Culicidae. Gene Ontology annotation, biological process: proteolysis. Gene Ontology annotation, molecular function: serine-type endopeptidase activity. The record is from RefSeq and is a predicted model, not a curated record. Bases 1 to 1725 code for a protein of 574 amino acids.